Colletotrichum navitas is the source of this 1804-nucleotide messenger RNA. RefSeq lists its product as uncharacterized. Gene Ontology annotation, molecular function: DNA-binding transcription factor activity, RNA polymerase II-specific; zinc ion binding. Bases 1 to 1419 code for a protein of 472 amino acids. Gene Ontology annotation, biological process: regulation of DNA-templated transcription. Lineage: Eukaryota; Fungi; Ascomycota; Sordariomycetes; Glomerellales; Glomerellaceae. The record is from RefSeq and is a predicted model, not a curated record. The transcript has 2 exons.
AUGCCCCAAAGUAGUCAGCAGUCCAAGUCGGUCGACGGUGUCGUCAAGCAUCGUGCGUGUGACGAGUGUCGUUCGCGGAAACUUGCCUGCCCCAAAGAGCCCGACGGCUGCUCGCGCUGUAAGAGAGAAGGCUUGAAAUGUGUCUACUCGCCCCAGAAGCAAAUGGGCCGACCACGGAAGCGCAGACAUGUCGAAGAGUCGGAAAGAUCGCCCUCCUCCGACAAGCCUCAGAGUCCAGAUGAGCAGCCGCAGGUGCCACUCUUCACGCAACCGACCUUGGACACCGAUUUCUCAGCCUUCUUCACCCAGGACUAUUACUCCAACUUUGACUAUCUAGACCUUCUCUCUCCUUUGGAAGGCUUGCCGCCGUUCACACUGCCGCCUGAGCUAUCGAGUCUCAGUAUGGCCCACGCCGAGCCACGGUAUCCUACGGGAGACUUCCAGUUAGGUGUCGGUGGUGUUGACCCGUUAGGUGGCAUCAACUUUAGCGAAAGUGACUCUGCUGACGAGGGCUUGCCUCAAGAUAUCAACAAAAGUUUUACUAGCCUGUCCUCAGAGAAAGCGUCCGGGAGGACAGGGUCAGUCGUCUCCCCCCCUACAUCAUCAGAGACAUCCCGCACGCUCAGCACAAGCGACCCCAAGUCUCCCUCUGCCUGCAUCAACGACGCCAAAGGCAUCAAUCGAGAGUCAGAAGCCGCUGUCAAAGCGUAUAGCAACGCUUCGUGUCCCUGCCUUUCUCAGAUGUUUCUUUCUCUGGACGCCUUAUCGAGACUACCGAAUGAUGUCAAGAUCGCCAGGGGCAUCGCCAGGUCAGCAGCUCGGGUAGCCCACAAUGUUAUCCGCUGCCCGGCAUGCGGCUCUACAGACUUUACGAAACCGCCGCCGAUGCAAGCGUUCCAGAAUAUGAUGAUGCUGGGCGCCAUUCUCCCAUCGAUCGCCAACGCGUACGCCAAAAUCCUCGAGCUCAUCGAUAACGAAACCGCCCGGGCUAUCAAAGAGGCUCGAAACAUCACGUUCUCUUUCAACGAGUAUGGCGGACUCUGGGGCGAGAUGCGCUGCGGUGCAUCUCAGAUGGUUGAGGGCCGAGAAAUGGACCCGGCCACCUGGAGGGUUUCCACCAGGGCACUUUUGAGGAUUGACAUUUACGGACACGAUUUUGAGAGGAAGGGCGGGGCGGGUUCUACUGAGCCGUAUCAUUACCUCGGUCUCAGGGACAUCAUCAAACAAAUGGAAGACAGGUCGAACAGACGACACGACCAGCUUGACGCCAUGGUUGCAGCCGGGCUUCCUCACCCGAUACUGCACACAUCCCAAACCUUGAUGGUUCCGGAUGGGAAAGAUGACAGUAGAGAGAACCGGUACUGCUUGAAAAUCAUAGAGAUGACGCGGGUUGCCUUGGAUAAUUUGGUGAUUUCUUGAGUCGGAUACCUCAGGAUGCUUGAUUUUAGUUGCAAAAGAGGGACGAGCGGGCUCGCACACGGGCGGCUCCUUGACUACCGCAGGGUAACAGCGUAAGGACACUGCAAAAACGGAUUUGAAGCGAUUCUUGCGAGCGCAGUUUCGAUUGCUUAAACUGGGCAUGGAAGCUCCUUUCUUUCAUUCCCCCACUUGCUAGAGAACAUGGGGUGGAGAAAUUGAAACAUUCCACUCGAGACAAGGCUUGCCUUAUUUCCGGACGGUCAGUCCUAUCACGAUGAAGAAGCUGACCGCGCGGAGGAUCUUGCCCGCAGACUGGUGUCAUACAAGAUUCCAGUGGCAGCAGCCAAGAUGAUGUCCACCCCAAAGACCAGGUUCCAUGAUGGGU